AUGCAUCAUUACGAUACUCUAAUCUUUUCUUUGAUAACAUUAGUUUUGGCUGAAGUGUCUAAAUAUAAAACAGAUUUUAUUGCGAAUAAUUUUAAUCUAUCAUCGGAAACUGACUUUUAUUUGAAACGUGUACGCCGUAUAAGUGCAGCGGAAAUUCUUAGCAAGAAAUAUGGUCCCUUGUUGACGGCUGCCGGCUUUUUUAAAGCAGCUCAAUUUUCUGAUGAAUAUCGUUCGCGUCAACGUUGGCUUGAACAAGCAUGGCAUAUACAGCAAAUAAAUUCAAAAGCGUUUCAUGCUUCUCAAUCUCGUGUCAAUUUUCUCUAUACAACAAUGGAACGUUUUCAACAAAUUCAUGAUCCACUCGUUAUCCGUAAUAGUCUAUUGCGUCUCGAUUAUAUUGACGUAAUGAUUAUUGAAACACUCAUUAUCAAAACUCAUACAGAACAAAUUCAACAUUUAAUGCCAAUUUAUAAUUUUAUACGCGAAACACUCUGGUAUUAUUUUGUACCAUUUAAUCAGACAAUUCAUCUGUCUUGUUAUUUUCCAAGAUUUUUGAAUGGUUCACUAUGGAGAACAAUUGAUAUUGGAAAAUGGCUUAGUGAAACGUAUGCAAAUGCAAUACAAUUUUAUACUGAUGAUAAGAAAUUGGCAAAUAUAUGGAGAAAAGAUGGUCAUAUUAUCGUACCAUUAGCAAUGUUUCAUAAUGGUACGAUGCUUUUUUAUCUAAAUAAUAUUGUAGAAGUAACAAGAACAAAAUAG
Messenger RNA from Didymodactylos carnosus, 759 nucleotides. The record is from the annotation of a GenBank genome assembly. NCBI's taxonomy places the organism in Eukaryota, Metazoa, Rotifera, Eurotatoria, Philodinida, Philodinidae.